This is a messenger RNA of Pseudoliparis swirei, 417 nucleotides long. RefSeq lists its product as uncharacterized. NCBI's taxonomy places the organism in Eukaryota, Metazoa, Chordata, Actinopteri, Perciformes, Liparidae. The record is from RefSeq and is a predicted model, not a curated record. The transcript is spliced from 2 exons. Bases 47 to 343 code for a protein of 98 amino acids.
GCUGUUGCGGGCAGCAGAAGCGCUGCCAGCGGUCACACAGACGCUGAUGGAGCUCGGGGACUAUGCCCGGGCUAACAAAAUCAACACGGUGGCCCUGACUGACGCCCAGGUGACCUCCGUGAGGGCCACAUUUCAGUGCCUGGUCUGUCGAGACGUCAUGGACGAGCCGGUGGUCGCCCAAUGCUGCAGAAGCCUCAUUGGGUGCAGGGUGUGCAUUGACCAGUGGUCCGCCACCAGCACACACUGCCCCAAGUGCAGGGAUGAGGAAUUUUCCUCCAACUACUUUGCCAUCACAGGGAUGGGGGAAGUGGUUGAUGUGUUCCGGGACACCAUCGGCCACUAAUUUUGUAUUUUUAUAAAUGGUUCUGUUUUUUUCUUCUUUAUUGUUCGAUGUCCUUCUGUUAUUGUGUUACAUGU